UCUACUUGCUGUCGGCCGAGCACUGGGCACCCAUAGAGUCCGCCCCCCGUGCGCCCACUCCUGCUGUAACCGCCUGCCUCCUCAGCGCUGCUGCUGUCUCCCAUGGCCCCCGAGAUGGACCAGUUCUACAGGUCCACCAUAGCCAUCUACAAGAGCAUCAUGGAGCAGUUUAACCCUGCCCUGGAAAAUCUGGUGUACCUGGGCAACAACUACCUCCGGGCCUUCCAUGCUCUGUCUGAAGCAGCUGAGGUGUACUUCAGCGCCAUCCAGAAGAUUGGGGAGCAGGCCCUGCAGAGCUCCACGUCACAGAUUCUGGGGGAGAUCCUGGUUCAGAUGUCAGAUACCCAGCGGCACUUGAACUCAGACCUGGAGGUGGUGGUGCAGACCUUCCAUGGAGAUCUGCUUCAGCACAUGGAGAAGAACACCAAGCUGGACAUGCAGUUCAUCAAAGACAGCCGCCAACACUAUGAGAUUGAAUAUCGCCACCGAGCAGCUAACCUGGAGAAGUGCAUGUCUGAGCUGUGGCGGAUGGAGCGCAAGAGGGACAAGAACACUCGGGAGAUGAAGGAGAGUGUGAACCGGCUGCAUGCGCAGAUGCGGGCCUUCGUGUCUGAGAGCCAGCGAGCGGCAGAGCUGGAAGAAAAGCGGCGUUACCGCUUCCUGGCUGAGAAGCACCUGCUGCUCUCCAGCACCUUCCUGCAGUUCUUCGGCAGGGCCCGGGGGUUGCUGCAGAACCGCGUGGUGCUGUGGAAGGAGCAGUCGGAGGCCAGCCGCAGCCCGUCGCGCGCCCACUCCCCGGGGCUGUUGGGCCCUGCGCUGGGGCCGACCUACCCCUCCGGCCGCCUGACGCCCACCCGCCUGGACAUGCCCCCGAGGCCCCUGGGAGAGUUUGGCUCCCCCCGCAGCCGGCACGGCUCCGGCUCCUACGGCCCCGAGCCCGCCGAGGCGAGGUCCGCGUCCCAGCUGGAGCCAGACCGCCGGUCCCUGCCCCGGACGCCGUCGGCCUCCUCGCUCUACGCGAGCAGCACCCAGCGUUCUCGCUCCAAUUCCUUCGGCGAGCGCCUGGGCGGCGGAGGUGGCGGCGCCAGGAGAGUCCGCGCCCUGGUCUCCCACUCCGAGGGUGCCAACCACACGCUGCUGCGUUUCUCGGCUGGAGACGUCGUGGAAGUGCUGGUGCCCGAGGCCCAGAAUGGCUGGCUCUACGGCAAGCUGGAGGGCUCGUCCGCAAGUGGCUGGUUCCCAGAGGCCUAUGUGAAGCCUGUGGAGGAGAUACCUGUGAACUCCAUGAACCCCAUGAACGCCGUGAACCCUGUGAACCCCAUGAACUCCAUGGCCCCCAUGAACCCAAUGAACGAACUGCCUUCCAGGUCCUACCCACUCCGGGGCAGCCACAGCCUCAAUGACCUCUUGGAUCAGCCCGGCAACCCCACAACGUCCUCAGAAUACUGGGAUGGCCAGUCCCACUCCCGGAACCAGAGUCAUGUCCCCAGCCAGGCAGCCAGCCCUACACCCACACCCUUGCCCGGCAGCCGGAGGAACAGCAUGGGCAGCAUGGGGGCGGCUGCUGAUGUCAAGAAACUUAUGUCCUGGGAACAGCACCCCCCAGAGCUCUUCCCAAGGGGCACAAAUCCCUUUGCUACCGUGAAGCUGCGUCCCACCAUCACCAACGACCGCUCAGCGCCCCUCAUCCGCUGAGGUGCCAUCCUCCACCAGGGCCUGAGGUGGCCAGCAGCCCGCCUAGGGCUGUUCCAGCCAGCAGCAGCGGCAGCAGUGGGGCCAAGAUGCCAGGCCCUGAUACCCCAGGACGGGGAGGGAUGGUGAGGGGGGAGACUGUCCUUCCCCCUCUGCCUGUCGCCCAGCAGCUCCCUGUGGCAGGGCCUGCGGCCAGCCAUGGAGCAGGCAGAUCUGGAAGACAGAGCAACUUGCUUCUUCCAGGGGCCCCAAGACUCUCCCCAGGGCCUCUUGCCUCCAGCCUCUCCUCCCUUCUAUCCUGCCCCCCAGGAGAGGCUCCCCUUGUUCCAUCCCUGUCCCUUACUCAUCCCUGUUGAACUUUUAUAAAUGGUGAACAAAAUAAAGGAAGUGG
This is a messenger RNA of Nannospalax galili (Upper Galilee mountains blind mole rat), 2083 nucleotides long. RefSeq names its product BAI1 associated protein 2 like 2 (gene Baiap2l2). Gene Ontology annotation, molecular function: protein binding. Gene Ontology annotation, biological process: plasma membrane organization; actin crosslink formation; positive regulation of actin filament polymerization. The transcript is spliced from 14 exons. The record is from RefSeq and is a predicted model, not a curated record. Lineage: Eukaryota; Metazoa; Chordata; Mammalia; Rodentia; Spalacidae. Bases 103 to 1695 code for a protein of 530 amino acids. Gene Ontology annotation, cellular component: nucleoplasm; cytosol.